AUGGCGUUCUCAACUUCCAACCCCGCCGCGCCUGUCCUGGACAAGCACGACAUGGCGGAGCCGAUCAAGCCUAGUGCCGAGGGCUUUCCGCUCCACGCGGACAGUUCCCCGUCGGCUCGCAAGUUCGCCGAGGGGGAGAACGCGAAGAAUUUCUGUCGCGUCGUAGUGCGUCCGGCGAAGGGCGGCGAGGAGGGCAAGGCGGGCGAAGGCAGCAAGCUCGCGGCAUCUUCCCAGGCUCUGGAAAUCCAAAAGCUGCUCUCCGAACAGUCCCCCGCGACUGCGAAGCGCCUUAUCUUCUCCGCGACCAAGACCACGACUACCACGUGCACGCUGACUAAGACCGUCGGGAGCGGCGGCCUGAACGGCUGCGUGGAAGCGGACGGAACGGAGAAAGCCGAAGCCGAAGAGAACGCAAAGGGCCCGCGAUGGUUUUCGGCGGCCGCUGACAUGGUCCAGAUGGGCUGGAAGGCGACCAAGGAAGCACUCCUCACACACGCCUCCACCGCCGAAACGCAAGCUGAUGAAGUUGAGCGCGAGAUUGCGCGCUUCGUGCCGUCGGUGCAAGUCGUGGACUUGCCGCUCCAUCUUUCCUACACGGUGCCUGAAGUGAAAACCCGGAUGGUUCACUACACGUUCGAGUGCCCAGCGCGCGGAUGCUCGCGGCUGGUGCCUCGCGCCUUCCCGGUCGACACGCCGUUCAUCGUGCCGCAGUUUCAGGACGUGCGUGUGCCGGUCGUGAUGUCGCAGACCUUCGUGCCCGAGCUGCAUGAGUCCGCGAAAAUCAUUCAGGUGCCGGUCGCCCGCUACGUGCCGAAGCUCGUCCCCGUGGACGUCUACGUGCCCAGACCUGUCGCCGUCCCCAUCAAGGCCGAGGAACUCCGUCAAGUGACCAAGAGCGCGGAAGUCAGCCCCGAACUCCUCCACCAGCUAAGCGUCGAAAUGAACCCGCACCUCGAGGCCCUCAACCAAUUCAACGCUCGACAGGCUGAAGUCUUCAACCAGGUCGUGAACAAGGCCAACGAGCUCGCAGCUCGCGUGGAAGUUGAACCCCCGGCUCCCGAACGCAUCGAGGUUGACGCUGCAUCCACUGGCGUCCGCUCGGUCGUCGAUGAACAGGGCUGCAAACGCCUCGAGGUGGACGUCGGCGGUAAGGACCCCAAGUCGUUGGAGGUGACGUUCAACCGCCUGCAGGAAGACGUGAACCCAGACAAGAGGAACACGGAGACCGUGAACCUCACCGAGGACGUCAUCCUCUCGGUGUACCGCGACUUGGACGGCGGGCACCUGAAUCGCUUCCCAUCCGGCAACGUGGGCAUUCCGAUGGUCUACCGCGCGCCUGAACAAACCGCGUUGGGACUCAAGGGUCCCAGCGGCGAGCCUGCGCGUCUGGCGAGCCUGACCGACGAGCUGGGCGAUGGCGAAGGCACGUCGGCGACGACUACGGGGGACGCGUCGCUGCCUGGAGCCGCGGUCGGCCCUGAGGAGAGCACGACCACGGUCGCGCGCCCCGACAGCGCCCCCACGCCCCUCUCGGACUAA
Molecule: messenger RNA, 1539 nt
Organism: Besnoitia besnoiti
Lineage: Eukaryota; Apicomplexa; Conoidasida; Eucoccidiorida; Sarcocystidae
Product: alveolin domain containing intermediate filament IMC7
Exons: 5
Coding region: 1-1539 (512 amino acids)
Source: RefSeq, a predicted model, not a curated record